AUGCCUUCUUUUUCAGUUUCAACUCUCGUACUUCUUCUUUCGGCGUCUGGUCACGCCGCAUAUAUCGCCAAACGCGAGAUCAAUGUUGCGGCAAAUCUUCCAAAUGGAUGGACUUACAAGGGCUGCUAUACCGAUGGACCUAGCCGUCAACUGGCUCGAGCCAGCUACGCGGAUCCUUCCAUGACAGAAGAGUCUUGCGUCAAUUUCUGCCAAGACCAUGGCUUUCCUGUAGCUGGGGUUGAGUAUUCUUCGGAGUGUUGGUGUGACUACAAAAUCCCCGCCGAACGGAGGCCUGAGACGGACUGCAACAUGGUCUGCAGCGGCGAUUCGACAGAGUACUGCGGCGCGGGCAAUAGGUUGACCGUCUUUUCCAAUGGAGGGACUAGUCCUGCUGUCAAUCCUGGCCCUUCAGGCUGGACAUCUCUCGGUUGCUACACGGAUAGCGGCACCCGAACGCUCUCAUACCGAGCGAGCGUAUCAGGAGGCGACUCUGCAACGUCCGUUCUGCAAUGCACCACUGCAUGCACAGCCGCUGGCUUCGCGUUUGCUGGAGUGGAAUACGAGGACGACUGCAACAUGCUGUGCGGAGGUAACAAUUCCGAACUCUGCGGCGGACCCAACCGUAUCAAUCUCUACAAGGGGGCAGUUGCUCCAAAGACACCCAGCGUAUUGCCCACAGGGUGGAAAUCCCAAGGUUGUUUGAAAGACAACAUUGGCGGCCGAACCCUCGGUGUUUAUGUCGGUGUGGAAGGUGGUAAAACGAAUGUUGCCAAUUGCAUUGCGGCAUGCGCUGCAGCUGGCUACACCUUGGCUGGUGUUGAGUAUGCGCAAGAAUGCUGGUGUGAUAACUCCAUCAAGUUUGGUGGCGUCCCUACAACUGACGGCUGCUACAUGCCCUGCAAGGGCAACACGGCGGAGAUGUGCGGUGGCCCCGAUCGACUCAAUCUCUACCCGCUUGCGUCACUGGACCUGGGCUUCUCAACAACAUCGUCUUCAGCCAUUGUCAUUCCAUCUUCCAGUUCGACAACUUCUUUGCCAACAUUUUCCACCUCCAUAACGUCUGUCAUUGCGCUCUCCUCCUCCAUUUCAUCUAUUGGCACCACUCUGGUGACUUCAUCCACCACACUCAUUUCCAUCGUUUCUAGUACGACAACCACGCCCACAUCUUCAACCAUUUUGAGCAUUUCCACGUCUAGCUCAAUAGUUAUUCCUCAAGCGUCUCUUUCAACAUCAUCAACUGCUCCUGCCGGCGCAGCAGCGAGUGCUUGCACCAGAACGUCUCCUGACAGUGCUUACGUCAAGAACGCUGGUUUCGAGAGUGGCCUUGCUAGCUGGGCCUUCAAGGUUACGUCGGGAGAUGUUACGGCAGAAGUCAUCACUGACAACCAUCCAAUGGGCGGAUGUUCAGCUCUCAUGUUGACACCCCGUUCCUCUCCAUCUGACGGCGUGCGCCGGGCUGUCCUUCGCCAGACACUUGCCGGUGUCAAUAUCACUGAACCAAGAGCAUUUGCCGGCUUCUUUGGUCGACUAACUAAAGCCACGAUUGAUGAUGGCGGUCCUCAAAUUACCGUCAACUACGGAGGAGUGCGCAUUCACCAGUGGGACGCCUGUGGAUCUUCUCAGAAUAAAUGCAACCUCAACGCUCCUGGUACAUUGGGCUAUUACAGGAUAGUUACCAAGCUAUCGCUUAGUCUCGCCGCGGCGAAGAACACAGAUAUCGCGGUGGAAGUUGUUUGGAGUGAUACUAAUGGAAAGAACAACCCGGUUCUAUUGGACGACAUCAUCCUCCUGGAGGAGCGUUGA
Colletotrichum aenigma is the source of this 1803-nucleotide messenger RNA. Its product is annotated as WSC domain-containing protein. The coding region runs from base 1 to 1803 and encodes 600 amino acids. The record is from RefSeq and is a predicted model, not a curated record. The transcript is spliced from 7 exons. Gene Ontology annotation, cellular component: plasma membrane. NCBI's taxonomy places the organism in Eukaryota, Fungi, Ascomycota, Sordariomycetes, Glomerellales, Glomerellaceae.